UUUCAGCACCGCGGACAGCUCCGCUCUGCAGACCGAGCACAUGGCCACGGUUAUAAAAGCCCUCACGGAGCCUCUCUGCAGCAUACAUUCACGACGACAAGAUGAGUCGUAGGGUGGAAAAGAGGUUCGACAGAAUCAAUCGAGAUGUAUACUCUCCAAACAGAUCGAGACGUUUUGGAUCAGACACCAGCGUCGUGAUUAACGGGACGACACCGGAAAUGCAUUCGAGCGAGCAGUUAUCUGGAAAGUUUAAUGAGAAAGAGCUGAUGCAUGGCUUGAACGACCGUCUUGCGGGAUUCAUAGAGAAGGUGCACCAGCUGGAGCACCAGAACAAUCUGCUGGAGAGGGAAAUCGAAGAGAUCAGAGGGAGAGCGAAAACCGCAUCAUGUUUGGAGGAGGAGUAUGGACCAGAGCUCGGGAAACUGAGGCAGCUGGUUCAGGACAUAACUCAUCAGAAGCACCAGGUUGAAGUCGAGCAUCAGAAUUUAGAGGAAGAGCUGUGCAGCUUGAGGAGGCAGCACGAGCGGGAGGCGCGCAGCAGAUCAGAUGCUGAGAGCAGUAUCGCGGUCCUGAAGAAGGACAUCGCUGACGCGUAUCAGGCCAAGCUACAGCUGGACAAGAAAGCGCAGUCUCUGGUGGAUGAGAUCCACUUCCUGAAGAGAAACCAUGAGGCCGAGGUGUCAGAGAUGUAUGAUCAAAUCCAGGAUGCGCAGGUGAACGUGAGGGCGCACGAAUUUGACCACCCCGGCGUCACUGCGGCACUUCGGGAUAUCAGGGCACAGCUGGAAGGUCACACCGUGUCCGACGUCCAGCAGAUAGAUGAAACUUUCCGAUCUCAGUUUGCAAAAUUAACAGAGGCAGCUGAGACCAAGCGAGAGGCGUUAAGGGCGUCCCAGCAGGAGAUUCAGGAGUACAGGAGGCGCUUGCAGGCCAAAAACCUCGAAUUGGACUGCGCUAAAGGCACCAGAGAAGCACUGGAGAAGCAACUCCAUGAAGUCGAGGAUCGCCAGAAGGAGGAAAUCAUCCGCUAUCAGAACGCAAUCAAAGAACUUGAAAAUGAACUCAUAAACUGCAAAUUUGACAUGUCUGCUUACCUGCGGGAGUACCAGGACCUGUUAAAUGUGAAGAUGGCUUUGGAUGUGGAGAUUCUGUCUUACAGGAAACUCCUGUGUGGUGAGGAGGCUCGGCUAUCAACAUUGUCGGACACCAACAUCUCCUUGCCGUACAUCUACCACCAGUCCCCUGUUUACACCCUCCCUUGCCUCAGCCGGCCGGGGGGACCAUACCGGCGAGCAGAGCCCCAGUACAAAUUUGUAGAGGAGAUCAUAACCGAGACCACCAGGGAAAUUGAGAUGUCAGAAUUUGAGGAGACGGGAUCAGAUGAGACAGAAAAAGAUGAGCAGCAGUGUACAAAAAGUAAGAGAGGGGGCAGUGAGGAAGAGGAGUAUAAUAAAGACGGUGGACAGGCAGAAAGUGACGAGAUGUCUGAGAGUCAGCAGAAUCAAGGAAAUGAACUAAAUGAAGUUGAUGAAUUGAGUGCAGAGGAAACUGGUGAAGUGGAUGAUGAUGACAAAAGUCAAGAAAGAAAAGAGGAAUCACAGGAGUUUGAAGCUGUUGACACUGAAGGAGAUGGCGACGUAGAUAUAAAUACUCAAAGCAAAGUUUUACAGAGUGAGAGUCUGGAUGAGGAUGAAAGUAAAUCAGGAGAAAAAGAAGCUGCAGGGACAGUAGUGACAGUCCAGCCAGAUCCCUCUUCAAAGCCACAAGAUUUAAAGUGUGAGGUCCCUGUGGAGGGAGAACUUCUGAAAGAAACUGAGGACGGUAAACCAGGAUGUGCUGAGGAAGACAGUCUUAUCUCAGAUCUAGCAAAAAGACCCGUUAAUGAAAGCUUGGCUCAAGUGUCUGAAAAACCAGACGAAUCUCAAGAACUAAGCAGCGAUGUUCAUUGGCAAAAUAAGGAUAAUACUUUGGAGAAAACCACAGAUGUUACAGCAGAGACAAAAAGCACUCUGCCCAUAGACACAAGGGACGUUUCAAGCCCACACAAGAGUGAGGUAAAGACUGACAAAGAAUCACAAGAAAUCACUAAAUCUGAUUCAGCAAAAGGUGGGGAUAAAGAGGCAAAAGCUGAGGAUGAAGGGGCAAACGUUGAGGAUAAAGUAGUGAAGAGUGAAGCAAAAAUUGAGGAUACAGUGGCAAAAGAUGAGGAUAAAGUAAAAGGUGAAGAUAACGUGGAAAAGGUUGAGGAUAAAGAAACUAAAUUUGAGGAUAAACUAGCAGAAGGCGAAGAUGAAGAUGCAAAAGCUGCGGAUAAAGUAGCAAAAGUGGAAGAUAAAGAAGAAAAAGGUGAAACAGAAAUUGAGGAUACAGUGGCAAAACAUGAGGAAAAAGAAGCAAAAGUUGAGGACAAAGUGACAAAUGGCAAGGACGAAGUAGAAAAAAUUGAGGACAAAACUGAAAAAAUUGAGGAUAAAGUAGCAAAAAGUGAGGAUAUAGAAGUAGUAUUUAAGGACAAACAGGCACAAAGUGAGUAUAAAGAAGCAAAACUUCAGGAUAAAGAAGCAAAAGGGGAAGAUAAAGAAGCAAAAGUGGAAGAUAAAGAAGCAAAAAGUGAAACACAAAUUGAGGAUACAGUGGCAAAAGGUGAGGAAAAAGAAGCAAAAGUUGAGGACAAAAUGACAAAUGGCAAGGAGGAAGAAGAAAAAAUUGAGAACAAAACUGAAAAAAUUCAGGAUAAAGUUGAGGACAAAAUGACAAAUGGCAAGGACCAAGUAGAAAAAAUUGAGGAUAAAGUAGAAAAAAGUGAGGAUAUAGAAGUAGUAGUUAAGGACAAACAGGCACAAAGAGAGUAUAAAGAUGCAAAACUUCAGGAUAAAGAAGCAAAAGGGGAAGAUAAAGAAGAAAAAAGUGAGGAUAAAGUAGCAAAAAGUGAGGAUCAAGAAGCAAAAAUUGAGGACAAAAAGGUAAAUGGUGAGGCAAAAAUUGAGGAUAAAAAACAAAUUGAGGAUAAAGUAGCACAAAGUGAUGAUAAAGUACCAAAAUUAGCAAAAGGUGAGGAUAAAGAAGAAAAAGUUGAGGAGAGAAAGGUAAUAAGUGAGACAAAAAUUGAGGUUAAAGUAGCAAAAAGCGAGGAUAAAGAAGCAAAAAUUGAGGACAAAAAGGUAAAUGGUGAGGCACAAAUUGAGGAUAAAGAAGCAAAAGUUGAGGACAAACAGACAAAAUGUGAGGAUAAAGAAGCGAAAAUUGAGGAUAAAGUAGCAAAAGGUGAGGAUAAUGUCACAGAGAGUAAGGAUAAAGAAGCAAAAGUUGAAGAUAAACGGGCAAAAACUGAGGAUAAAGUAGAAAAAGGUGAGGAUAACAUUGAAAAAGGUGAGGAUAAAGUAGCAAAAGGUGACGAUAAAGAAGAAAAAGGUGAGGCAAAAAUUGAGGAUAAAGUAGCAAAAAGUGAGGAUAAAGCCACAGAAAGUAAGGAUAAAGAAGCAAAGGUUGAGGAUAAACAGGCAAAAAUUGACGAUAAAGUAGCAAAAAGUGAGGAUAUAGAAGCAAAAGGUGAGGAUAAAGUAGCAAAAGGUGUAGAUAAAGUUGCAAAAAGUGAGGAUAAAGUUGCAAAAAGUGAGGAUAAAUUUGCAAAAAGUGAGGAUAAAGAAGGAAAGGUUGAGGAUAAACAGGCAAAAAUGGAGGAUAAAGUAGCAAAAGGUGAGGAUAAAGAAGAAAAAGUUGAGGACAAACAAGCAAAAGGUGAAGAUAAAGAAGCAAAAAUUGAGGAUACAGAAACAAAAAUUGAGGACAAAACUGCAAAAGGUGACGAUAAAGUAGAAAAAGGCAUUGAGGAUAGUUACAAAGACCAGGAUAAGGAGUCAUCUGUUAAGUCUACAGUGAAAAGUCUUCCUGAAGUUGAGUGUUCACAGCCAGCUAGUGAGGAUGUUCUUCAAACAGUCCAAACUGAGUCACCAAAGGAAAAUAUAGCCAUGACUGCAGGAAUAAAAGACGAACAUCAGGGGGCACCAGAGAGCACCCAAGUUCAGAAACCAAAACCCUCUGAAUAAAUGCAAGAUGAUAAAAUGUAGAAGCACAAGAAAAGUGCAGCAAAACAGUGGCUAUCUGCAGUGAACGAGGAAAACGUGAUAAAAGAUGCUUCCAUUCUAAAUUAAACAAGACAGCAGUUGGUUCAGGCCAUUAUCAGGGAUGGUGAAGCUCAAAAUAAAGAAUGGCUUAAAGCACAUGCAAAUUACAAAGCAUGAGCCAAGUCUACAAAGAACAAAACACGAUUCCUCAAAUGUAUGCAGCAGCUUUACCUCUAAACCAACUUGUGUAUUGAAAACCCUUUGACUCAACAGAAAACAAACAUGAAUGUAAAGAGCAUUUUGGGUCUCUGUUGAUGUUGAUCUGCUUUGAUAUGUGCUGACAAAUAAAUGCAAUAAUUGAAACAGC
Messenger RNA from Mugil cephalus (flathead mullet), 4431 nucleotides. RefSeq names its product neurofilament medium polypeptide. The transcript is spliced from 3 exons. Gene Ontology annotation, molecular function: structural constituent of cytoskeleton. NCBI's taxonomy places the organism in Eukaryota, Metazoa, Chordata, Actinopteri, Mugiliformes, Mugilidae. The record is from RefSeq and is a predicted model, not a curated record. Gene Ontology annotation, cellular component: cytoplasm; intermediate filament; postsynaptic intermediate filament cytoskeleton. Gene Ontology annotation, biological process: neurofilament bundle assembly. Bases 102 to 4046 code for a protein of 1314 amino acids.